AGUCUCAUAACACUUUUAUCCUUCUGCAGUGGAAGCAUCAGUACACGGAAGCAAUGUACACUGCACAGAUAAGACAAUUGAAGCUGCAGAGGCCUUGCUUCAUAUGGAGUCUCCUACCUGCCUGAGAAAUGCCAGGAGUCCUGUUGAAGUUUUGGUCCCUCCUUGUGUGUCAACCCCAGAGUUCAUCCAUGCAGCCAUGAGGCCUGAUGUGAUCGCAGAAACUGUGGUAGAGGUGCCAGCAGAUGAAUCUGAACCAAUGGAUUCAUCUCCUGCUCGAACGUCCCCUGAUAUCCAUGAACGAAUGAAGAAGAAAAAAGCUGGCCGUAAACCCAAGAGCCAACAAUCGACCAUUUCAGAUGGGUCUCCAGACCUAGGUAUAAAGAAGAAACCUAGAGAAGGCAAAGGAAAUACAACAUACUUAUGGGAGUUUCUUCUGGACCUUCUCCAGGACAAAAAUACUUGUCCUCGUUAUAUUAAGUGGACUCAGCGGGAGAAAGGAAUCUUUAAGCUUGUGGACUCGAAAGCUGUCUCCAAACUAUGGGGAAAACACAAAAACAAGCCUGACAUGAACUAUGAGACCAUGGGAAGAGCUCUGAGAUACUACUAUCAAAGAGGAAUCCUUGCCAAAGUUGAGGGACAGAGGCUCGUUUAUCAGUUUAAGGAGAUGCCAAAAAAUAUAGUUGUCAUCGAUGAUGACAAAACCGAACCCUGCAGUGAAGAUUUGUCAAUGCCUACAGAUGAGAAGUCAUUGGAGAGAGUGUCUUUAUCUGCAGAAAACCUCUUGAAAGCAGCAACCUCUGCACGCGGAGGAAAAAACUUGUCUCAGUUAAGCUGUACCAGAACAGAAAAAGCAGUCACCAGAGUGGUGAAUAUUGCCUCACCAGCACACGAUUCAUCAUCAUCUCGCCCCUCGACAACCACUACUACUGUCCCAGCAUCGUCAGCUCCCAGGACUGUACGUGUGGCAAUGCAAGUGCCUGUUGUAAUGACCUCUCUGGGACAGAAAAUUUCUACUGUGGCAGUGCAGUCAGUAAAUGCAGGGUCGCCGUUAAUUACCAACACAAGUCCAACAACGGCAACAACUCCAAAGGUAGUAAUCCAGACAAUCCCGACUGUGAUGCCAACCGCUUCUGAGAAUGGAGACAAAAUCACCAUGCAGCCUGCCAAGAUCAUUACGAUCCCCGCCACGCAGCUGACGCAGUGUCAGGUACAGACAAAACCGGGCCUGACUGGGUCGGGAAGUAUCAACAUCGUUGGAACCCCGUUGGCUGUUAGAGCGCUGACCCCGGUGUCCAUAGCUCACGGGACACCAGUGAUGAGACUAUCGGUGCCUGCGCAGCAGGCGUCAGGCCAGACUGCCCCCAGGGUUAUUAGUGCAGUAAUAAAAAGCCCGGAAGUGAAAUCAGACACAGCGGCUGUAACGCAAGAACGUGAAGUGAAAACGCUGCAGCUCUUACAGGAAGAGAAGACGGCAGAUGGGAGCAAGACUGUAACCCAUGUCGUGGUAGUUAGUACGCCCUCAGCUAUCGCGCUUCCUGUGACAAUGAAAACAGAAGGAAUCCUAACGUGUGAGAAGUGAAGAACAGGUUGCUUCCAGCGUGGACUUACGGACCGUUCCUGUUUUGUUUAAACUGACAUAAUUGGGGAGGGAAGUGGAGGCGAUCGCCACGUCAAAAAGGAGAGUGGGGAAGUGUUAAAAAACAUGAGUUGCAUUGGAGACUUAGUGGGGAGAAAAAGAAGUGUUUUUUCCCGUGUUUCAGUGGGAAUGGAACCACAUUGCUAUGCUGACAGAAACGGCCUCUUCCAGUCAGGAGACAGCUGAACCCGUGGAGAAGGAACAGUAGAGAGACUGAAAAGGGACCAAGCAGUUCACUAUGCUGUCACAGCACACUAAGACCUGGAACACUAAAAUUGAAUUGUGUGAGAGGUUUGCCUUGGUUUUUGGUUUUUCAGGGAAGAGGAAAGUCUCAUUUCUAGAAAUGGCAAAGUUGAUGAAUCUUAUAUGCAUACCAGCAAUCACUGCUGCGUGCCCGCAGUACUCAACUGGUGCUAAGUGAAAACCUCUGCUACUAGGUAUUGUAGAAUGUGAAAUAAAGGAGAUUGAAGAGCUUCUAAAAGAAGACAGAGACCUAGAGGGAUUUUUGUAUCAUAGCUUAAGCAGAUUUAAAAUGAAAGCCUUAGACUGAUUUUCAAUUAUCUUUCUUGAAAUAAGCUAAUGGCUUGUUUGUUUAAAGCUUUUUUAUUAAAACAAAUUUUUUAAAAAAUCUUGUACCUAGCACAGUAUUGUUAUAGAAUUACAUGUAACAUAUUUUGUAUGGUAGGUAAAGUCUGUCUAAAUUUCUUAAUUGUGGACAAAACAGCAGCAGGCCUCCGGCUUUCUGCUGUAACAUGCCUGUGUCUCUCACUUAGCCUUGACAUCUGUGCAUACAUUUCAGUUUCAGCUCUACUCUGUCACUUGAAAGGUCACACCCAGCAUGAGCUUUCGUCAGGUAGUUCUAAACCUGUAAAUUUUUUUUUCUUAGUUGAAGUUAAGAGGGAAGUACCAGUGUUCAGAAUGAACUAUAAUAGUUUGUAUAUUCAACAUUUGAAGUAUAUUCUAUUUUGUUGUACUCUUGUUUCAAAGUGUAUUCAAGUAGGUUUUACUGAAAUAUAGAGAUGAAAUUUG
Messenger RNA from Centrocercus urophasianus (Greater sage-grouse), 2665 nucleotides. It is a transcript of the gene ELF2, whose product is annotated as E74 like ETS transcription factor 2. Gene Ontology annotation, cellular component: nucleus. The transcript has 6 exons. Gene Ontology annotation, biological process: cell differentiation; regulation of transcription by RNA polymerase II. Gene Ontology annotation, molecular function: DNA-binding transcription factor activity, RNA polymerase II-specific; sequence-specific DNA binding. The coding region runs from base 104 to 1579 and encodes 491 amino acids. The record is from RefSeq and is a predicted model, not a curated record. NCBI's taxonomy places the organism in Eukaryota, Metazoa, Chordata, Aves, Galliformes, Phasianidae.